Molecule: messenger RNA, 1278 nt
Organism: Linnemannia hyalina
Lineage: Eukaryota; Fungi; Mortierellomycota; Mortierellomycetes; Mortierellales; Mortierellaceae
Source: the annotation of a GenBank genome assembly
AUGGGAAUACGAGCGGCACACAUGCGGUCAGGAAAGCCAGUGCCCUUUGUGGUCGCUGUCCUUCCUGCACUCUUCUACUUUGGACUCGUCGGCGUCGGUUACUACGUCUAUGUCGUCACACUCUGCGUACGGUUACUUCGGGAUGACAGAGUUGCACUUGGAGUUGUUCUACUGGUGCUGUACCAUAUUACAUUCGUUGUGAUGCUCUGGGCGUAUGCGAUGGUUGUUCUGACAGACCCCGGAAGAGUGACCCCCGAGCUUCAGCCCUCACCCCAACUCUACGUCCAACAACAACAACAACAACAACAACAACAACAACAACAACAACAACAACAACAACAACAACAGCAGCCAGCUUUGUCCCAGGAUCAGGAACAUGGACAAGCGGCGGAGCAGGAACCUACUCAUCCACAAACAAAAUCUGCCGGCUCAGUGUCAUCCCUCGGCUCCGUUGGAGUAUUGAUCCCAGGAGCACAAAUCAACAGGACUGGAUACAUCCAUGUCACGGAAGACCCCUCUGCACAGAGCCACCCCCUCUGGUGUAGUAAAUGCCAACACAUCAAGCCUGAGAGAGCACACCAUUGCCGUGUCUGCAAGCGGUGCGUGCUAAAGAUGGACCAUCAUUGUCCAUGGGUGCUCAACUGUGUGGGUCAGGACAACUACAAGUUUUUUGUCCUUUUCGUCUUUUACACCUCCGUGCACUGCAUCUUCAUCUUGGCUUCUCUUAUCCCCCUUUACCUGCGGCUCCCUGACGAUACUUAUGCGCACCAAGCCCAGGUCGUCGGGAUGGUCAUAGCUGGCGUGUUUGGUUUCGCCCUUAUUGUGUUUACGAUCACCCAUGUCCGCCUGAUUUUGGUCAACAGAACGACUAUCGAGGAUCAUUCGACGCCACAUGAGGAAGGAAUGUUGCCAUGUCUCCGGAAGGGAUGGGCGAAAAGCGAAGGCGAGGUCAAUCAAGGAAACGAGCGACUGUACGACAUAGGAUACCGAGAGAACUGGGAGCAAUGCAUGGGUAAAGGAUGGAAGGCAAUGAUCCCAGUGCGGUUCCCUCGGCCCGAGGGACCCAUUUACAAUCAGUCAGUGGUUGCGAGACAAUGGAGAGACUACAAUCAACAGACAGAGGCAAGAAGACAGCAACAGCAAGAACAGCAGCCAUCGAGUACUAUGGACAAUACAGCGAUGGGCACGGCAAGACUAACGCCAAUCGAGCAGGAAAUGUACCACCGAUCACCUUCGGUGGGAGACCAACCCAGGGGAGAGGGUGGUGCUACCGCAUGA